Podarcis raffonei (Aeolian wall lizard) is the source of this 900-nucleotide messenger RNA. Its product is annotated as vomeronasal type-2 receptor 26-like. Lineage: Eukaryota; Metazoa; Chordata; Lepidosauria; Squamata; Lacertidae. Gene Ontology annotation, molecular function: G protein-coupled receptor activity. The record is from RefSeq and is a predicted model, not a curated record. Bases 1 to 900 code for a protein of 299 amino acids. Gene Ontology annotation, biological process: G protein-coupled receptor signaling pathway. The transcript has a single exon. Gene Ontology annotation, cellular component: membrane.
AUGAAUGACUGUUUCAGAUGCCCAGAAGACCACUAUCCAAACAGGAACAAAAAUGGAUGCAUCUCCAAAACAAUCACCUUUCUUUCUUAUGAAGAACCAUUGGGGAUCAGCUUAGCCUCAAUUGCUCUUUCUUUCUCCAUUGUCACAACUUUAGUGUUAUUAGCUUUUGUGAAACACAGAGAUACCCCAAUUGUCAAAGCCAACAACCGAGAUCUCACCUACACUCUCCUCAUCUCUCUUCUGCUCUGCUUUCAAUCUACUUUGCUAUUCAUUGGCAAACCAGGGGAAAUGGCUUGCUUUCUCAGACAACCUGCUUUUGGCAUCAUCUUCUCCAUGGCUGUUUCUUGUGUGUUGGCCAAAACUAUUACCGUAGUUGUAGCUUUCAUGGCCACCAAACCAGGGUCGAGACUGAGGAAGUGGGUGGGGAAAAGAUUGGCCAACUUCAUUGUCCUUUCCUGCUCCUUCAUUCAAGCAGGUCUUUGCACUCUCUGGUUGGCCACUAGUCCUCCAUUCCCAGAUUUAGACAUGCACUCACUAAUGAAAGAAAUCACUGUGCAAUGCAAUGAAGGGUCUGUGACCCUUUUUUCUUGUGCCCUGGGCUACUUGGGCCUCCUGGCUUUCUUCAGUUUCCUGUCAGCAUUCCUGGCCCGCAAAUUACCUGACAGUUUCAAUGAAGCCAAGUUCAUUACUUUCAGUAUGUUACUGUUUUGCAGUGUUUGGCUGUGCUUUAUCCCUACCUACCUGAGCACCAAAGGGAAAUACAUGGUGAUGGUGGAGAUCUUCUCCAUCUUGGCCUCCAGUGCUGGGUUACUGAGCUGCAUCUUUGCCCCGAAAUGCUACAUUAUCAUUCUGCGGCCUGAGCUCAACAACAAAGAACAACUAAUAAGGAGAAAGAAUUAA